Messenger RNA from Budorcas taxicolor (takin), 2178 nucleotides. It is a transcript of the gene EXOC3L4, whose product is annotated as exocyst complex component 3 like 4. Gene Ontology annotation, cellular component: exocyst. NCBI's taxonomy places the organism in Eukaryota, Metazoa, Chordata, Mammalia, Artiodactyla, Bovidae. Gene Ontology annotation, molecular function: SNARE binding. The transcript is spliced from 11 exons. Gene Ontology annotation, biological process: exocytosis; exocyst localization. The record is from RefSeq and is a predicted model, not a curated record. The coding region runs from base 1 to 2178 and encodes 725 amino acids.
AUGCCGUUGCCACAGACACAGGCCUCUGGGCUGGAGCUGCAUCGCCCCCAGGAGCCGGUGGAGCCGCACACCCCAGCCCAGGGCGCCCGGCGGGCGAGCAGCGAGGACACGCCCAGCGCCCAGCAUGAGGGCUUGAGGCCUGGCCUGGGCACCUUGCGGCGGGCCCUCUCGAGGGCGAGCCAGCGGGCCUCGGUUCGAGCCUCCCGGGGAGACGCAGGGCUGCUCAGGCUCAGCGGCCGCUUCCUGUUCGGGUCUUUGCGGCACACUCCAGACAACUGCCCUGCCGUGGACCAGACCGGGGUGACCUCGGAGCCAGGGCCAGCCUGCGGCAGGAAGGUGUCCUCCAAGGCCAAGGAAGAUGUUGGCCGGCGGUUGUCCACGGGGGCGGGGCCUGAGGAAGCCAAAGGCACGUCCGUGGCAGACCUCAUCUCCGAGCGGCAACUCCUAGCCGCCUUCGAGCGGCUGCGGCACCUGGAGACGGGGCUAGUGACCGAGAAAGCCUCGUGCACCUUCCAGCAAGACCCCACGGGCUUUGCGCGGCGCGCCAUGGACGUGUGCCUGCACUACGACGGGCUGGCCGCGGAGAUCGGCGCCAUCGUGCGCGAGACGCUGCGCCCGGAUGGCGUGGACGCGGCCGCGCUCGCGGAGCUGGCCCGAGUGGUGCGCGCGGAAGAAGAGGCCCACCCGGAGCCCCCCGCAGACGGCGACUUUCUGCGCACGCCGCGCCGCUGGCGCCAGUACUGGGAGGACGCCGUGCGGCGGAGCGCAGAGGAGCGCGUGCGGCAGGCGGGCGCGGGGGAGGCCCCGGGGGCGGCCGACGCUGCCCCCGACUUGGCGCGGCUCCUGGCCGAGCUCGGCGCUUUGGUUCGCCGCGACCUGCAGAAGGUGCAGCGGGAGGUGCACCCCGCUUACGCGGCCGCCGGCUUCCCGGCGUGGGAGGCCUACCUGCGUGCCUUCCACGGCGCGGUGGCCGGGCGCCUCCAGGAGCUCGCGCACGACGCCCGCGGCUGCGAGCAGCUCUACGUGCUGCUGGACUGGGCCGCCAACGUCUACAGCAGUCCUGAUUUCCUGGGCUCCCAGGACCAGGCUCUGCCCUCGGAGCCGCUGCCCCCGCUCCUGGCACCGGACGUCUGGGCCCGACUGGAAGACGACUACACCAGCUUCCUGGAGACCAAGAUCGAGAGCUGCUUCGAUGGCAUCCUGCAGCUGGAGCAGAGUCGCUGGGCGGCUGCGGAGGCCCCCGAAGAGCUGCGGGGCCUCUACCACACGCCGCUGUCCUUCGACGUCUGCAUGCUCGUGGCGGAGCACGUGAAGGCGGCCGGCGCCAUCUCCGCAAAACUGGAGGCCACCACGUUGGGGAUCUGCGCGCGGGCGCUGGGGCUCUUCCUGCACAGGUUCGAAAAGGCUUUUCUGGAGUCCAGGGCGGUGACCGAGCCUAACCUGUGCGCCAGCAUCAAUGCCUGCGAGGAGCUCAGGACUCACCUUCUGGCCAAGUUCCCAGAAAGCUUUGGAGAGCUGGAGAAAGCCCUGGGGGCUGCCACCCGUGCCUUUCAGAAGCAGCUGCUCCAGGGCUUGCAGGGCGCUGUGCAGCCGCUCUUCAGGGCCCUGUGCACCAAGGCCUGGCUGACCCAGGACCUGCUGCAGCCCCUCAUGGACAAGGUGGUGGCCUUCUCGGGCCUCCUUGAGCACAUGGCCCCACCCCUGGCCCAGGAGACUCUGCAGCAGGUGCACCGCUACGUUGUCCGCGAGUACCUGGCGCAGGCGCUGCGACCCCGUGAGCGGCUCCGGGGUGUGGACCGCCGGAGCGGCUCCCAGAAGAUGGGCCUCGAGGCGCAGGCCAUCGGCAAUACCUUCCAGGGCUUGGGCUCCCAGGCCACGUGGCUGGGCCAAGCUAUCCCAUGCGUGGCUGACAUACUGGGCGAGACUCACAAAGACGACAUCAGGCGGCACCUGGAGACGCUCAUCAGAAGCUACCCCGACAUCAGGCGGGACCACGUGCUGGCCAUCCUGGCACUGCGCCGACUGGGCCGCCGUCGGAACCAGAACUUCUUGCGCCACGCCCAGGCCAUGCUGAAGGCUGCCGCCAAGGCCGGGGGCUCCGGGGCCGCCGGGGGCCACGUGCUCUUCGAGGAGAUCGAGUUGGGCACCUGCGUGGACGUGCUGGUCACCUGCAUCUAG